Messenger RNA from Cricetulus griseus (Chinese hamster), 2035 nucleotides. The record is from RefSeq and is a predicted model, not a curated record. NCBI's taxonomy places the organism in Eukaryota, Metazoa, Chordata, Mammalia, Rodentia, Cricetidae.
CCUCCCGCCCGGCGGGGACCAGCCCAGGUGCGGCUGUCUUUGUUCUCGCGCAGGUAGGCGCGUGGCAGCCGCGGGCAGCGCAUUCACCCGCAGCCCGAGCUCCGGCAGGUGCAUCCCGCCAAAUCUGGGCAGCGCAGAUCUACGCAUCUGGUAAAGCCUGGGCAGGUCCAGCCUAUGCAUCCUGCAAGGCCUGGGAAGGUCCAGCCCCACUCAUCCCGGAAGGCCUGGGCAGGUCCUGCUCACUCAUGUUGCAAGGCCUGUGUAAGUCCAGUCUGUGCAUCCUGCAAGGGCUGAGCAGGUCCAAUUCGAACAUCCUUCAAGGCCUGGUCAGGUCCAGCCAGCGCCCCACACCUUGACCCCACAGCCUGCAGAAAGGAACUGUGCCCAGGAUAGGACCAGCGUCCCCAGGCUUGCUCUCCCAGGUUCUGCCUAGGAGCAUCUGCUUCAGCACCCAAGGCCUUUUGCUCUGGUUUUCCAGCUCGCUGUGACUUGCCCUUGGCCAGCAUGGUCCAACCUCAGACCGCCAAAACCGAAAGCCCAUCCUCUGCUCCUGGUGCCAGCGCACAGAUGGAUGAUGUGGUUGACACCCUGACCUCCCUGCGCCUCACCAACUCUGCUCUGAGGCGCGAGGCCUCCACACUGAGGGCCGAGAAGGCCAACCUCACCAACAUGCUGGAGAGCGUGAUGGCUGAGCUUACCCUGUUGCGCACCCGGGCACGCAUCCCUGGCGCACUGCAGAUCACUCCGCCUAUCUCUGCCAUCACCUCCACCGGGACCCGACCUAUGACCACGCCACCCACCUCGCUGCCUGAACCCUUCUCUGGAGACCCCGGCCAGUUGGCAGGAUUCCUGAUGCAGAUGGACAGGUUCAUGAUCUUUCAAGCGUCCCGCUUCCCCGGCGAAGCAGAGAGAGUGGCCUUCCUGGUGUCCCGACUGACUGGGGAGGCGGAGAAGUGGGCCAUCCCCCACAUGCAGCCCGACAGCCCUUUGCGAAACAACUACCAGGGCUUUCUGGCUGAGCUGCGCAGAACCUACAAAUCCCCGCUGAGGCACUCAAGGCGCGCACAAAUCCGGAAGACUUCUGCAUCCAAUAGGGCUGUUCGGGAGCGGCAGAUGUUAUGCCGCCAACUGGCCACAGCUGGCACAGGACCCUGUCCAGUGCAUCCAGCCUCCAACGGGACCAGUCCGGCACCAGCCUUGCCCACCCGCAGCCGGAACCUUUAGGGACCUGUGGCCACCCAGGAGACUUGUUCACACCUGUAACUGCCAGUGUUCUGGAAGGCAUCAGGGAAGCCUAGCAUUCGUCUGUCGAGUUAAUUGUGGACCUGGGACCUUGGGCAGUUCCAUCAGGCUUCUACAGGCAACAGAUUCCUGACAUCCAUGUGUCAGCUAUGACAGACUGAGGGGGAUCCUGAGGACCCCAUUUGCUGCCUGGAUUUUCCUUGAAAGGCUCACAGGCGUCUGCUCAUGCCUGCCCACAUGGUUCCAUCGUGGGCCUUGUCUAGCCACAGACUCCUUUCCACCCAGGUGCCAUGUGGCUUUCACCUCAGCCUUUUAUCCACCCACACCAUCUCUAGGGGCCCAAGGAACCCACAUAACAUAUACCCUUUCUGUGCCUGGGCCUAAUGGCUUUGUCCAAGAACAAAAGACUGGCUGGGAGCCAGUUCCUCUGGAAGACAUCGAGCACCUUCAGUAGGCGAUGUUGGCCUCUUACUGAAGAACUGACGAAGAGCGGCCAAACAGUCUUGGUCCUCAUGUGGACACACAUUCCAAUUCUGAGGAACAAAGCAUUGGCUUCUUUGAAGAAGAAUGACCUGGAGAUCAUACUCAGACUCAGCCAAGCCCUUGGACAGUGACAUCUGUCACAUUUCAAUGCCAAAUUAACUGUUUACAUACCCAGUUGGCCCCUUGGGGGAGAUGGGUGCCUCUCCUGGGUUAUCCUGCCCUCCUCUGCAUGGUCUUGUCUUGACCACAAAAAAAAAAAAAAAAAAAAGAAAGAAAGAAAGAAAGAAAGAAAGAAAGAAAGAAAAAAACA